This is a messenger RNA of Gastrolobium bilobum, 1566 nucleotides long. RefSeq names its product cytochrome P450 71A1-like. Gene Ontology annotation, molecular function: oxidoreductase activity, acting on paired donors, with incorporation or reduction of molecular oxygen; monooxygenase activity; iron ion binding. The coding region runs from base 1 to 1566 and encodes 521 amino acids. The record is from RefSeq and is a predicted model, not a curated record. NCBI's taxonomy places the organism in Eukaryota, Viridiplantae, Streptophyta, Magnoliopsida, Fabales, Fabaceae. The transcript has 2 exons.
AUGGCUUUUAUCAAACAAUGGCCGUAUGAGCAAAGGAUGGGAGUGUUCUUUUCUACCUUUCACAUAUCUCUUUUCUUGUUUAUCAGCUUCCUGUUUGUGUUUAAAUUAAUAAGAAGAACCAAAUCCAAAACCAAUCUAAAUGUGACUCCAUCUCCACCAAAACUUCCGGUCAUCGGAAAUCUUCAUCAAUUAGGCACACUGCCACACCGCUCUCUGCGUGAUCUCUCACUCAAAUAUGGUGAUAUGAUGAUGCUUCAGUUAGGGCAGAUGAAGACUCCAACUUUGGUGAUUUCAUCUGCGGAGGUGGUCAUGGAAAUUAUGAAAAAUCAUGACCUAGCUUUUUCGAACCGACCCCAAAACACAGCUGCAAAAAUCUUGUUGUAUGGAUCUACAGACAUUACUUUUGAACUCUAUGGAGAAAAGUGGAGGCAAAAAAGGAAAAUAUGUGUCCUUGAAAUUCUGAGCAUGAAAAGAGUGCAAUCAUUUGGUCUCAUCAGAGAAGAAGAAAUUGCAGAAUUGGUGUAUAAGCUACGUGAAGCAAGCUCGAGUGAUGCAUGCUAUGUGAAUCUAAGCGAGAUGCUAAUUUCAACAUCAAACAACAUCGCUUGUAAAUGCGCUUUUGGACAGAAGUAUGCAGGGGAUGGUUAUAGCAGAGUCAAAGAGUUAGCAAGGAAUGUUAUGGUUCACCUUGCAGCUUUCACUGUCAGAGAUUACUUCCCUUUGUUGGGUUGGGUUGAUGUUCUAAGUGGAAAAAUUCAGGAAUUCAAGGCCACUUUUGGAGAAUUGGAUGCUUUAUUUGAUGAGGUAAUUGCUGAGCAUUUGACAUUGAAGACAGAAGGUGACCACUCCAAAAAGAAAGACUUCGUGGAUAUACUCCUCAAACUUCAACAGGAUAACAUGCUUAACUUUGAGCUCACCAAAAAUGACAUCAAAGCACUUUUAUUGGACAUGUUUGUGGGAGGAAAUGACACAACUUCAGCAACAUUAGAAUGGGCUUUUUCAGAGCUUAUGAGAAAUCCAAUCGUAAUGAAGAAAGCACAGGAAGAAGUGAGAAGAGUUGUAGGUCAUAAAUCAAAAGUAGAAGAAAAUGACAUCAAUCAAAUGCACUACCUAAAGUGUGUGGUCAAAGAGACCCUAAGGUUACAUCCACCUGCUACUCUUUUGGCUCCUCGAGAAACAAUAUUUGGUGUGAAACUGAAAGGAUAUGAUAUUCCUGCAAAAACAAUGGUAUAUAUCAAUGCAUGGGCAAUUCAAAGGGACCCUAAAUUUUGGGAAAGCCCUGAAGAGUUUCUGCCUGAGAGAUUUGAAAAUAGCCAAGUUGAUUUUAAAGGUCAAGACUUUCAAUUUAUUCCAUUCGGUUUUGGGAGAAGGGGAUGCCCUGGAGUGAAUUUUGGACUUUCUUCUGUUGAGUAUAUGCUUGCCAACCUUCUUUAUUGGUUCGAUUGGAAGUUGCCUGAGAUGGACACACCUACACACGAUAUAGAUAUGAACGAGAUCUUUGGUCUCGUUGUCUCAAAGAAAGUACCACUACAUCUUAAACCAAUAACUCUUUUCAUUUUAAUAUAA